AUGGACGACUUGGGUGCGAUCGUGUUGGAUAAUGGAUCGGGGUUAGUCAAAGUGGGCUUUUCUGGCGAAGACAUGCCCCGCGGGACAUUCCAAACGUCCUUUGGACAGGUGCGGAACCCCGACUGGCUCGUAUCGCACAACGCUGGGGUCAAGCCAGAUCGAGAAUACUUUGUCGGAAAGGAAUGCCAUGCAGUCCGCGAGCACUUGGACAUUGUGGACCCGAUCCAACGGGGCGUCGUCACGGACUGGGACGCCAUGGAGAAAGUAUGGGAUUAUACGUUUGAGCACGAAAUGCGCAUGAACCCAGAAGCGAUCAGCAUGCCAGUCCUGUGCACUUGGUCAUCGCCAACUCCCAAGGCGCAGCUGGAAAAGACGGCGCAGAUCAUGUUCGAGUCGUUCAAAACGACAGCGUUCUACAGCAUGCAGCAAUGCGUGUUGUCCCUGUUUGCGUCGGGUCGCACUCGAGGCUUGAUCAUUGAAGCUGGCCAUGGUUCAAGUCAUGCAGUACCGAUCUUUGAAGGGUAUGCCUUGCCCCACGCGACGCUCCAUUUGGGCAUUGGCGGGUUCGACAUCACCAAGCACUUGGAGCUGCUCCUGAAUCGACAUGGCCAUGCGCUCAAGUCGUUUUCGCACACGAUGUUUGCAGACUUGAAAGAAAGUCACUGCUACACUCCCCCCAUGACCCCUCCUGGUAUGAUCCACAGCAACAACAGCUCCAAGCCGUAUGAACUGCCCGACGGGACGGUGAUCUCGAUCCACCCUGACUGUCGCACUAAAGCCACGGAUAUCCUCUUCCAUCCGAAUCAACUUGCGGACGACCACCCUGCCAAACAUGCAAAGAGUCUGCCGGACUUGGCCUGUCAAGCCAUCUCCAUGUGUGACAAAGACUUGCAAAAGGAUCUGAGGGCCGCUGUCGUCCUGGCAGGUGGUACGACCAUGAUUCCAGGGCUAGCCCAUCGCUUGCAUCAGGAGCUGCAGACCAAGCUGAGCGAGUCCGACAUACGAAUCGUACCAGACUAUAAUUCACGGGAGCGAGGGUACAACACACACCGCAAGAUGGCAGCGUGGAUCGGCGGCAGCAUGUUUGCGUCGCUCCCCACAUUCAAGGACAUUCAAAUCACGCGUCAAGAGUGGGAAGAAUACCACGAGAGCAUCAUCGACCGCAAGUGCUUUUAG
Molecule: messenger RNA, 1176 nt
Organism: Aphanomyces invadans
Lineage: Eukaryota; Oomycota; Saprolegniomycetes; Saprolegniales; Verrucalvaceae
Exons: 4
Coding region: 1-1176 (391 amino acids)
Source: RefSeq, a predicted model, not a curated record